UUUAGGAAGAAAAGUGUAGGGGGAACUGACAAAGGGAACCAAAAUAUAAAAUGACUUUGCUAGUCGGCCCAAUUUUCUCAGCACACUGGGACAUUUUUCUAAACAAAUGGUAAAACUAGCGUUAGCUCACCGGAGACCAACAUCUAGUUAGUACCAUCCGUAUAUGUAUUCAUUUUAUACUUUUGAUUUCUGACCCUUUCAUUAAAGCAUAGAUUCUUGCUGAAUGUCGGCUGGUCGAUUUCAUGUGUGGUCAUUUUUUUAUUUACGCUCCAAUGUUUGAUUAAGUCGGAGGUAAUAUAAGCAACCGCAACAUAAGGUGGAACGUUGGUAACAUCACGUGAACAUUGUGCCGUUGCUGCCAUAAAUCGCCCUGUAUUGCACACGGAAAGUAAAUUUAUAGCGACAAAUUAAAUAACGUCUUGCCAUCAUUCGGAUUAUCAGAGGCCCGUAUGGCAGCUUACGGGGCUGCACCCGGACCAAGUACCUCCAACUGGAAUAUGAAUCAGACCCAGGAGGAUUUGGACAGGAUUGCUGAAGCAAAUGAACUCUUUGAUGCUGUUCUGACUGGAUCAGUUGAUCUUGACAAGAAAGUUAAAAACCAAGUGUCACCUGCAAAGAAAACGUCAAGUUCAUAUGAGACAAAAUCAACAGACGAAAAUGAAGGGAGUUCAAAUAAACGUCUUGCACUUUAUAUAGGAAAUUUCCCUUGGUGGACGUCUGAUGCAGACAUCACAUCAAUGGCAAAGACCUUGGGUGUAAAGGACAUUAGGGAAAUCAAAUUUGCAGAGAACAAAGUAAAUGGCCAGUCAAGAGGCUAUGCCGAAGUGGUGGUGGCGACCACAGAAUCAUUUCAAACAUUGUUAGAAAAAGUACCCGGGUGUAAAGUAAAUGGAGAAAAAGUCGAGUGCCGUUUUGCCACUCACCAGAACCUCAAAUUGUUUGAGAAUGUUGCAAAGAAACGUGUUCCCCCUCGUGUUUCAAAAAACUCAGAUUCUUCGGGAACGGUUGCAUCGUCAUCACAGGAGCCCAGCACUUUGCCCAAACCUCCAUUUUUUCCUAUGUCCACACCCCCACCCUUACCUUUCCUGAGUCAGCAACCUCCUCCCUUCCCAUUCAUGCCUCCAAACAUGUCAGUGCCACCCCCCUUCAUUUUCCCUCCUUCACACCAGAUUCCCAUCCAAGCACCUCCUAGUCUUCACAUAAACCCAGCAUUCUUCAACCAGGAUGGACAAAGCAGCAUAAUGCACAACCAACAAAAGCAAACAACUCAAGUUACAGAUGACGAUUUUGAAGAACUAAUGAACAGAAAUAGAGCUGUUGCCAGCAGUGCCAUUUCCAAGGCAGUGUCUGGAGCAGCAGCUGGAGACAGGGAUGUGUCAAUGGAGACACUAUUAACUGCUAUUGCCAUCAUUAAGCAGUCCAGAGUGUAUGGAGAUGAACGCUGUCAGGCCUUGGUUACUUCGCUCAAAGACUGUCUAGUGUCCAUCCAAGGAAACUACAGCUACAGAAGUCGUUCUAGGGACAAAGACAGAGACCGAGAUCGUGACAGGGGCCGUGACAGGGAGCGAGAAAGAACAGAAGAUUCUUCUGGAUGGGAAGGAUCCCGAAGACGGGAGGGGCGCAGAGAACGGUCGUGGAGUAGAGAGAAGUCCAGGGAGCAUUCACGCGAUCGGGAUAGACACAGAGAUUACAGAGACCGAUACCGCUGACAUGACUGGUCAUGUCUGUGUGUGAAGCAGAGAAAAGACAAGACUUUUUGUUUCUACUUCAAGCUGUAUAUAACCUGACAAAUGCUGAGGUGAGACUGAAGAUUUGUUCCAAAACUGUUUCUACUUUAAGUUCUACUCUUGUCUGUACAUACUGGGACAUUUGCUUGUUUUAUGGAAAAAAAAAAAAAUAGUAGUCUGUCUCAUGGACAUCCAGAGGUUGCAUGCAAAACAUUUGUGUAAAAUUGUCUUCUUUUGUAAUAAGUUAACAAAUUAAACAAUUUUCCUGAUUAUCUA
Molecule: messenger RNA, 2003 nt
Organism: Cynoglossus semilaevis (tongue sole)
Lineage: Eukaryota; Metazoa; Chordata; Actinopteri; Pleuronectiformes; Cynoglossidae
Product: cleavage and polyadenylation specificity factor subunit 7
Exons: 9
Coding region: 450-1709 (419 amino acids)
Molecular function (GO): RNA binding
Source: RefSeq, a predicted model, not a curated record